AUCGUAUGCGCGAUUCCGCCUGCGGACGAACCGAAAUAAAUCGAACGACGCCAAGUCGAUCAGAGCGGUACGGCGUUCGCUGGACGUGCGCGUUUCGCGUUAGUGAUGAUCAAAACGGACCGCCGUCGUCGCCGUGGUCGCUCGUGGCACAGCACACAGACGAAACAGCCGUGAUCCGUGAUUCGUGCUCUGUGUUACGAGUCGCGAGGCAGAGAGAAAAAGCCCGAGAGGGAAAGCCCGCCGUUGCGUCGUCGUCGUCGUCGUCGUCGUCGUCAUCGUCGUCGUCGCCGCCGCCGCCGCUGCCGUCACCGUCGUCACCGUCGUCACCGUCGCGCUCCGCUGCAGCGGUCACGGAUGCAUAUGGAGGUGUCCCCGAACCGGCGCUGUCUGAACCAGCUCAACAGCUGAUCGGAGCACGAAGCGGCGGUGAACGGGGCUACUAUCGCACCACCACCCCGCGUUUCGGAGAAAUUCAGUCACACGUGUCCACUAGGUAAACAAAUAAAAAAAGAAACCCCGUAAAAUCUCUUGGCGAAGAAAGAGAUCUGUAUCCUUACACACCUGGCAAGAGGAUAGGAGGAUAGCAAGUAAGGGCGAAGUGUGUUCUCGCUCGCUUGGAUACGCCAUCAUGGUGAAAACUUUUCAAGCGUACCUACCUUCCUGUCACCGCACUUACUCGUGCAUUCACUGCCGUGCUCAUCUCGCCAAUCACGACGAACUCAUUUCUAAGUCCUUCCAGGGCAGUCAAGGUCGUGCCUAUCUCUUCAAUUCUGUGGUGAACGUAGGUUGCGGUCCCGCGGAGGAGCGAGUUCUGUUAACUGGGCUGCACGCUGUCGCUGAUAUCUAUUGCGAGUGCUGCAAAACCACUUUAGGGUGGAAAUAUGAACAUGCGUUUGAAUCAAGUCAGAAAUACAAGGAAGGAAAAUUUAUAAUUGAACUUGCCCACAUGAUCAAGGAGAAUGGAUGGGAAUGAAAAGCAGAGGGGAAUAGAAGAGUUCCCCAUGCCUCUCAUCAAAUUUUUCCUGAUAAUGCCUACAACGUUGUUCUAAUUGCAAUGUACGGCCCCUCUCUAUUCGAACCACCAACGAAAGUCUGUGAUUUCAUUUGUGAUUUAUAAUCUUAGUAAUCUUCGUUUCGGACAAUUCAAACACAUCGGUUUGCUUCUGAUCAAAUCGAGCAAGCAAAGGUAUCGCGGCGAUCUAUAUUCGUCGGUGGACACAUCACCAAGUAUAGUAAAGAAAUUAUUUUUCAAUGGAAGAAAAAAGUAGAGUAAGAUGACGAUGUCGAGUAAUGGUGGAACGUGACGAUGAAGGUGCCAUGGUGGAAAUAAAAAAGCGAGAUUGCUCGGUACGAGCAGUGGGGUGCCCCCCCUCUCUAAUUUUGAUUCAUUAUCUUUGUAGACAUUGCGUGCAGUCGUGUGUCGACACUGAAUGUUAAAAAUUAAAUGUGCGGGGCACCCCGACAAUCAGUUUUAUCUGUUUUACGCACCGGAACAGCGCAAGUGCCACAGACUUUGCCGGACUGAUUGCCUGCCUGCCGCGUCUGUCAUUGGAAUUUCACUGCCGAUAUUCCUAAUAUUAAUUAAGAAUGCUACGUCGUAUUUAGAUGGCGUAGUAGUAUAGUUCUAGUUUAGCAUAUAUUAUAGAGUACUAAAGCCUAUAUUAUAUUAUUAUAGGACUUUGUGGAUAUAGAAAAUAGGAAUGAAUAAGAGUAAUGGAAGCAAGAAGAGCAAAAGAGAGAAAGAGAGAAUUUGCAUAAAUGUGUGCAUAUGUGCGCGCGCGUGUGUGUGUGUGUGUGUGUGUGAGGAAAAGGAGAAUAUAAAUGAAAAAGUCUGGUUAAGUGUCACGUCUACAUGUUUGGUUUUACGUUCAUCAUGCCUACCAAACUGUCUGUUUAUCUGCCAGUUGCCACUGUUAUUACAGUAGUAUCACGUUAUAAUACGUUAACGUUUUCAUCGGCUGAAGGUGUGAUUGAAGUUUUUGUUGUGGAAUCUUGAAACUGCGCCUUCCUAUGCACGCAAUACGAAAAAGGGUGAUUGUUUUCUUGAAUAUCUCGAUCUCGUUCAUGAAUAUUUUAUAAGAUCCAACUAUAUUUACGAAUGUUAGUAAUAACAGUCGCUAUCGUAUAAAAAAAUAAUUUCAUUGAGGAGUGAACUUUAUCAUCAAACUUUCGAUUACACAAAUUUAUAAUCGAAUAUCCAUAAUAAAGUUAUCGCUGCUUAUAUGUUGGUGCGUUUUUCAUACUAUGUAGUCUUGGCGUGAGAAAUUUUCCUUUGGGAUAUCAGUAUAGAGGAUGGCUAUAUACGAAUGUAUCAUUUGUGCUUUAUUCCUUGACGAGCUCUUCCGUUGCUAUCUUCUUGUUACAAUUAUCGAAACAAAAGUUAAACAAAAUUUAUGGCUAGUGCACUUAUUAAGAAAUCAAAUAAAGUUGCGUCUGUGCGUGAUACUUAACAAUUGAACUGAUGAUUUGUAUAAAUUAUUGUUUAAUAACAUUAAACGACUGCGUUGACUAACUCGUGAUAUUAAUUGACGUUUUAAAAACUCGUUUCUAUCUUAUGUGCGUAUUGUUAUAUUAACAGGAAGAUAGCUUUAUUAUGUUUAUUGCAUCAAGCGAUAAUCUAUUUAUAUUGUAUAAAGUAUUUUGUAUAAUAUCAGUAAUCAUCGUUUGCACUGUUUUCCAUUAGAAAUUUAUGUAUAGACAAAUCAUACUUUAGCUUUCAAGUGCAUACAUAUGAAAGUGCAGUAUAUUUGUGCAACGUAUGUAGAAAAAUGUUUGACUAUCUAUCUGUUCGACAGAUUGACUGACUGACUAAUUGACCGAUUGAACGAAUAAAUAAAUGAAUGAAUGAACGAAUGAAUGAUUGUGUCGGCCUAAUAUUCACGCUGUCACUCAAAGAGUACUUUUUAUAUUAAUGUGCCGAUACCCGCACUCACCUUUUCCGAACCUUGUUAAAAUGUACCUAUCAAUACACUAACUCUGUAGUCUUCAGCCUCCACCAACUUCCACCAUCACAAGAUUUUGCUUUGUAAAACGUGUUCUUAAUAAAACGAAAAAAAAAAUACACAAA
Messenger RNA from Monomorium pharaonis (pharaoh ant), 3067 nucleotides. RefSeq names its product protein yippee-like 1 (gene Ypel). Lineage: Eukaryota; Metazoa; Arthropoda; Insecta; Hymenoptera; Formicidae. The coding region runs from base 629 to 973 and encodes 114 amino acids. The transcript is spliced from 5 exons. The record is from RefSeq and is a predicted model, not a curated record.